Porites lobata is the source of this 9652-nucleotide messenger RNA. Lineage: Eukaryota; Metazoa; Cnidaria; Anthozoa; Scleractinia; Poritidae. The record is from the annotation of a GenBank genome assembly.
GAAUUUCUGAGGUGUUCGCUUACGAGAGCUUCGACUGUAAUUUAUCACAUCACCAAUCAAAAGCCGUAUCUCACCAGAAUUAGCCUUGGGGUCUGGGUAAGAGGUAGAAUCCGCUGAUCAGCUUGCGUGCGGUUGCAUCCCUAAGUUAUCCUGUGCUUCCGCAUAUAAACUUGACGACAAAGCAAGAAAGGAUUCGGAUGAUAUUGUUGAAGCAAUGCUAUCUAGAUUUCGUCUCAAAAACGAAAUCGGCAGUGGGAGCUUCGGAAAGGUGUAUAAAGAGUCGUGGAACGGUGAGCUCGUUGCAGUAAAAAUACUUCGAGAUGGACUUUUCGACGCAAAUGAUACGCACGGCCAUGUUCAAAAAUUUCACGACGAGUGCAAAAUUCUACAACGACUCCGUCACAAGAACGUAGUCCAACUGAAGGAGUUUAUCAUCACACACACUUCCCCUCCUAUGCUUAUUACCGAACUUUUGGAUUGCGAUUUGGUGAAAUACAUUGGUAGCCUUCAUCCAUGCAAGAUUCCAUUUCCUGAAACAGUCUCAAUCGCUUUAGACGUAGCCGAGGGACUGGCUUAUUUACACCGACAAAAUCCUCCGAUAGUUCAUCGAGAUUUGGCAACUAAAAAUGUGCUUUUGACCAAAAAUAAACAGGCUAAGAUCGCUGACCUUGGAAUCGCCAAAUGUUUUUCUUUACAGCAAAAGAUGUUUUCAUCUCCAAACUGCGGAACUCCAGCAUACGCUGCGCCAGAAACAUUCUCAACAAAACAAGCUCAAAAGGUCGUCUACGGCGUCGAGAUCGAUAUUUUUUCCUUUGGAGUUAUGCUGAUGGAAGUUGUAAACAGCAGCCGUCCAAAGAUGGAACCCGAUUGGCCUUUUGAUAAAGGUUUGUAUAUAUUUUUGUGUAUCAAAGUAAAGGCCUACUCUGGGACCUUAACUCGCCGCGAGAUUGUGCGAGCUAAUGCGAGUUUAGGCGAGUUAAGGCGAGAUAAGGAAAAAUUGAGCUCACCUAUCAGUUGCCAGUUAAGGCGAGAUAAGGCGAGUCAAGGCGAGUUAAGGGUAAAUGGUCAACCUAAUGUUGAGGUGAUAAGGGUUAACACAUAUAUCAUGCUUUAGUAACACACAUAUAAAGAUGCCUUGUGCCUUGCAAUCUUUGUAUGUCUUAUGUAUAUAUACCUAACAGUCUCCAUGUUGCCCAAUUACAAAAAAAAAUUCAACAAAAAAUUUUAGAUGAGCUCCAAAGUUGACUGAAGCCAAAUCUUAUUUAAAGUUAGUACCGGUAAUUGAACAUUUUUUCCUAAUUGGGCGAGUGGAGUAUGGAGUCCUUGCCCUGGUUGUUCAAGCGUUGGAUCGCGCUAUUCAACAAAAUGAUAAAUCACUAUACAGCGGAUAAGUACUUGGAAAACUAAUUGCACUAUCCACUGGAUAGAGAUUGAUCCGUUGGAUAGCCUUUGAAUAACCAAGGCUUGGUUUUUAUUAAUUAUUAUAUAGCAUUCAGAUACCAAAUUAUACCAUUUGGUGGCUGUAUAAUACUAUUAUUACUAAUAAAAGUAGUCAUCAUCAUAUAUUAUUUAUUAUAGCUGCAUGAAUAUUUGGCAGAAGGCAGAAUAAUAAACUAGUGAAAAAAGAAACUAAUGUACACAUAACAAUCAUGAAUAGAUGAGAAAAUGUAAUUGUAGUACAAACACAGAUGGGAUAUUUAAUUUUACUUAUUUUUUUAAUUCAAUAACACUAUGUUUUAAUCAGACAGGUUAACAUAAUAGGUAUCACAUGAUGGCAUGAAUUGUUAUCAUUAACUCCAGAAUUAUAAAAGAAUAAUGUUUUUUACAGUCUGAGUCAAUGUUCUUCAAAGAACUAGUAUAAAAAAACGGAGAAGCUUACGAAUUACAGCUCAGAUGUGGACAUUUUGUAUGCGCAAUCAAUUUUACUAAAAUGACAUGAAAUUCUUUCUUCUUGAAAGUUAUAAGACUUAUCUUUAAGUCUCCCAUUUGGCCCAUUCUUUCCAUUUCACUAAUGGUUUCCUUUGGAAUCCAGCCCAACUGUUUGGUUUCACUGCCAGAAACGAAAACACCAAUUGCCUUUUCGUUUCCUCGGAAUAAAUCCAUGCCAUUUUAAUCUCUUGCAAAUGGAGAUUGAUGCCUUUUCAUGAAGACAGCAGUUCCCGUAUUUUAAAAAACUCCCUCCUUAAACUUGGACAAUCCUGCUGGAGAAAAAGUGUUCACAGUUGUGCCGAGAGCUAUAUCUCAUAUAAGUUGAUGAACAGAAAUACUCUCCGCAUUUGUGAUGAAUCUUCCCUGCUUCAAACAUGGCCACCGCCUCAGCUGUUGUAAUGUGUUUUGACGUCAUGUACGUCACGUUGAAGCUUCCCACCUAAAACCUGCCAGUAGACUGGGCCCUGGGAGAGUUACCAGUAUCUUCUGGGUAAUUUUGAAAAUGGCGAACGGAGUUGACUAUCAAUGCAAAAACGGGCUAAAUGUAACAAGUCUUUAUGAUUCAUGGCUUAUGGUCGCCAGCUUGACUACAAUGUAAGCCAAACAGGAUGUCAUGUGAAAGCAAUACACAGAUCUUCUAGUACCAGGUAACUUUAUAAUCAAGAAAUAUGGACUGCCAUCAGUAUGUGGAGUAUUUGAAGGAUUCUGGCUACAUCCCAGACUUUCAUUGUCAGCUAGAAUUCUCAUUAAGUUUCAUCAGAUUAUAAGAUGAUAAUUAUACUGCUGCUUUUCAUUAUCAUAAACAGCUUGCAUACAUUAUACAUUUGGAAAGUAAUGUAGCUUAAUUUUAAAAUUUUCCACAACAUCAAACUUUACUGUAAAUCAUUUAUAGCUAGCUAACUUAAAAGAAAAUAUAUAUAUAUAUAUAUAUAUAUAUUCUGUUAUUACAGUUUUGUAUUGUUAUGUUACUUAAUGUCACUUAAUUUGUGGCCCAAAAUAAUAGCAAUCAGUGUGGGUUUCUCUAGGCCCUGUGACAUACCUCUGGAAUUUCUGCCAUGCUUUGCAUUGUAGCCUUUUUGUUAGGUAAGAAGUUUGUGCAUGUUCAGAUUGUUUUCCUGGUAGUUCCAUUGGCUGUCCAUUAAGUACUAAGCAAGCCCUCAUCAAAUCUUAGUGGUGAAACACCCUUACCACAGAGGCUAUUGGAAAUUCCAGAAGGAUGGGACUUACAAAUCCCUAUUAUUUAUAAUUUUUGAAAUCCCUCUUUUUUGGUGUCUUCUCUUUGUGGAUUAAUUGUGAAAUUAUCCUGAGAGUGGGAUGACGUAUUGGGCACGAUCCAUUCAACCAAAAUUUUCGGAAAUUUGGGUACAAAACUCAAUGGAUCGGUUCGGUCCAACUGGAAAAGUUUCGAAAAAACUGGUCCACCUUUCAGGUGGACCACUUCCAGUCGGACCAGUCUGAAGUCUGGUUAAAUGGAUCACGCCCAUUGAAAUUGGUAUCCACUUGGCAGUGGCGAGAGUAGGCGAGUUUAGGCGAGAUAAGGCGAGAUAAGGAAAUUUGCACAUAAUCGCAAGCGGCGAGUUAAGGCGAGUUAAGGCGAGUUUAGGUCCCAGAGUAGGCCUAAGUAAGCAGUCGUCAAAACGAAAGCAGGUAUAUGUUCUUUUUGCUGGUCACGCAAUCCUCCCCAACGCGUGACGAAGCCCAAAACAGGGUAGUCGGCGUAGGAGGCUAGAAUGCAGAGGAAGUGUUGCAUUAUUCGAUGAUACAGUGGGUCGAGUUGUUCGUUGUAACGAACGUUAUUUUUCGUUUCGGUAAAAUUUGUGCAAUAGAACUUUGACAUAACGCAGCCUAUUAUGGCGAAUAUACGGUCAAACCCAGUGACUACAGUUUGUAGGGACACGGAGGGGGUCAUAGAACGUGUUUAUAUUUACGAAGAAGAAAGAAACAGAAGCAGUUCUCUGGGUACUAUCACGUGCUCUGAGAUGGUAAAACAAAACAUACCAGCUAAAAAGGUCUAUUGAAAAAGGGAAAAACCUGGAACAGUAAACAGGGAUUCUCUAAAAUGGGGAAUCUCUGAAAGGGGCAUUCUAUAACGAAUAUAACCUUCCAUUCCGACUUUCUUUUGUGUGAUGAGUAAAAAAGAGGCUAUAAAAAGGGGGAAAUCUCUAAAUUAAGAAUCUCUAAAAGGGAGAGUUCCAGAAAUGGGGAUCCUCUAAAAGAGGGAUUACCACAAUGCCACAUAAUGUAAGUUGCCCCAUUGUUCAGAAGUUGGAUAUGGUGUCUUACGGAUUUAACCAAGGAUGAUCCGGAUUUAACCAGGAUUUAACCACUAACACAUACUAUCGCUAACUCGUGCUCACGUUUGCAUUCAAAUCAUCAUAACAGUCAGAGCGCAUGCUUGAUUAUAAAAACAUUGGGGUGGGAAAGGUAGACCUAAUUGUUUACAUAUCCUACAGCGGAUAAUGCUAUCCACUGGAUAAAUCUCUAUCCAGUGAAUAAUGAAAUUGGUUUCCCAAAUAUUUUUGCGCUGGAUAGCCGCUGGAUAGUGAUUUAUCCCGUGAAUAGUACUUUCUAACGUUUGAACAGCCGGGGCCUGAUCUGCAAGUUGGUGUUCAAUACUACUAGCUAGCCAAUCAGAGAGCCGCUUUGGAUGACCGGGCUAAGGGAAACAAAUACUUCCUGCAAUUCUUAAGGAAUCUUAUUAAACUGCCUAGUCAAUAUUUCUCAAACUUAUGAAAUCAACUAUGAAACGUCAUCUACAGUUAUAGCUGACAGUUAACCAAAAACGGCCGAUUACAAAUCUGGUAUUGUUGUCGUAAUUCACAUCAGCUGCUUCUUUUUCUGCGCUGUCCAAAACAUUUUCUUAGUGUUUCAACCUUAAUGAAAGUUCGUGUCGCUUGGUACUGGUCAAAACUUCGUUUUUUAGUUAUUCUGCACCGUAGCUGAAUUCCUUGUGUCCGAGCUCUCCUGAAGAAGAGUGGGUCGGAGGUCUGCCUUCUUAUAGUCAGGUCUCUUAAGGUCAGGAUCGUUACAGAGUUGACAAAAGCACCAAACUUUGCACAGCAAUAGCUUAUUGCAGUACCAUGAAUAUUGGAGGGGGUGCCCAAUGCAAAUAUGCCACUGAAGCGUGCUAAACAGGAUUUAAUUAUUGUAAAUUUCACCUGCUGGGGUCCCUGUGGUGUUUUGAUUGAAAAUUGUUAUUUAAUACCCUAAAUCAUUAAGAAUGCUCUUCCCAUGUUGUAAACAACAAUUUCACUCGAACAUCUGGCAUUCCCAUCCAGUAUUAGCUUACUGAUUGUAUAAUUGAGUUGAUUAUUACUGUGCCCUAAAAGCAAGUCCACAGUCCUCCCACACUUUCAUAAGUCAUUGCUAAGAUGGCCUCGUCUUUGCUUCAUAACUUGUAAGUACUCAGCCUCUGGGGUUCUCUUCUCCUUUUCUAAUGUAUUUCAAUUAGAGGAGGCCUUAUUGUGUGGCUUAAGCCUUAUUUAUCACGUAUUACUUGUCAUUACAUGUCACUUUAGGCUAAAGAAAGCGUAUGGCAUAGCGAUUCACACACAAAAUUUCAGAAAAGAAGAAAUUGUCAAAGAGUCUGUUGCAUCAAAUAUUACCAGGGAUUUAUGAAAGCUGUUCAUAAAGAGCAAAUAACGAAAUGACAGAAUCCAAAAUAGUUCUUUCCUAAGGAGGUAAUUAAUUUUUCUGUUUAACAUAGGCCUGGAUACCUUUCAGUCUCUACUUUAUCUGCUGGACGCACGUGCAUGUUUUGAUAGAGAAGCAAGCACCGUGGCACGAGUCAUAUCAUUUACAAUUCCCGCAGUUUGUCUAAGCUUUACAAAGCAAAAUCAAACAAAAAGGAAUCUGGUCUCAUAAACGAAAAAAAGGAACAGGUUAGCCCAAGCUUCAAAAAACAGCACAAUUUACCAUGAAGCCUCUACAUUUGGCCCUGAAGCACUCACGUCCAAAACAAUAACAGCUUAAAUCAAGUCGUAAAAGUGAGACGCAAUUAAGUGGUACAAGAUUGACUCAAAUGAUAAAUGGUGAAUGGUUUAACUGCUGAAACCAUAGAAACGGGGCCGGGCUAACUUUUAGGGCCUGUUUACAUGUAGGAGGGGGACCCCAGGUAGGCAUGGUAACCCAGUUAGGUGGGGUAACCUGCCUGUCCAUAUAAUCUCUCAUUUUAAUUUGAUCACGUUUACAUGAUAGGUGGGGUGACCCUUCAAGGUGGGUAGCCCGGUCUGCCACACCGGGUAACCCUCUCAGCUGAGGUCAAAUUUUGCCAUGUCAACGUUUCAAGAUGGGGUAACCCAGGCUAGUCGGGGUGGAUUCGGGAUACAUCAAAUUCGCAAAAAUUUACUUUGGCGCCGGGUGGCUUCACACAAUUAUUAAAGGUAACAAUAGAAAGCCACAACACUGAAGGCUGCAGCAAGAGCAGCAAGUGAGCGUAGACGUAGUUUGACAGCAUUUUUCUUGUUUACGUGCUUAGCGACCAUUCAAUAAUCUUGAGAAAGUGCACCCCAGGAUAUCGGGGUUGUAAGAUUGCAUGUAAAGGAGGGUUAUUUUUUUACCCAACCUAAGCAGGUUACCUCACCUACCUGGGGUGCACCACCUUUAUGUUAACGGGCCCUAAGUCUCAGGAACCGUGAAACUGGUAAUAAACGGUAUACCUAACCUAGGACUAGCUGUCAUACUACUUUUAUCUUCAAAAACGUCAGCAUAGCAGCCAAAGGAGCCAUUAUAUCGGUGUAACACGAAUAUUAGAUUACGGUUGUUUCAUGCGUCUCGUUUUGUGACUUUUUUGUGUUCGUUUUUGUCACCAUCUAAAUUUCAAUCAUGUUCAAAACACCCCGACUAACAAAAUAUUUCGUAAAGCUCUUUAGAAUGAUAUUCAGCAAUAAAAACAAGGUGUGACUAGGAGCCGAUAUCUAGGCUCCUGGUGUGGCAACAUAGGCAUAAGUGAAUGCAAAGUUUUGCGGUAUGUAAUCUGUCAGAAAUCUGUUUGAGUGGUCAAAGUUGGGGCUGAUGGCUUCUUUAUCUUGACCACUCCAUUAUUAUGAGGGAUCAGGCCAUAAUUAUUAUUGACCCUUGCUCUUUUUGGUAUUUUCGGUAAUUUUCCACAACAUUAUUUUGUGAAAAGUUGGUAACUGAAUUGCUCUUGAGGAAUUCAUGAUCGUAAGAAUUCGUAACCACGGGGUAUUUGCCUAAUUGCAUCAAACAAUUUGCAUUCAUUUUCAUAAAUGAUGCAUCAUUGGUUGGCUAAAAGAGGACUUGUUCCUGUAACUUUCAACUCUUCUGAAGUUAGUUUGUUUGUAAAUUGUAACGUACGCGACGACCUUCCUUUUUUUGAAAGAUCGUAUAGUCCUACCAUUAACACUCUGGUGCGAGGGCUCUGAAGUGAAUGAGCUCCUUACAGGUGUCUAGGGACGCAGGGACCUCAUACACUGCUUUUUAAAUGCAAAUGUGUAAAAAAUUAAGAGUGCUGAAAAUUCCUGGAGAGGAAUGUUUUACAACCUCGUCCCCAGGGCUUAAUAAAAAGGUAGAAAAAGGUAAACCGACCAUAUUUUACGUCAGUAACUCGUGACAGUAAUAAUAACUGAUAAACUUGAGGUCGACGGUGCGCUCCUUUUACCCCCUCUCUCCAUUAAUGCUCCGUUUUAAGGGUAUUUAAAACUAGUCAAAGCUACACAGAAAGGAGAGAAGUUGAAAUAAGGAUGUGUUGACACCAGGGAUCGAACUCGGGACCUCACGCACCGAAGGCUGCGCACUAACCAACUAUGCCACCCUUACUCCUCCUUUUCCCCCUGAGGAUGACGUUGACAUGUUUUAAUCAUUAUCUCAAGGACAGGGUUACCAACGAAGCAGAUUAUAAUCUAAUCUUAGCUGCACAAUUACAAAGUGGGCGAGCUGUCAGUUACGGUUCAUGAGGUCGUUUAUGAGGCAUGUCAAAAUUUAACGAUUCUAUCGCUUAGGAUGUGAUACAUUUGGGUUUUAUGUUAUUGUAUGACAUCUUUGAAAGCUGGCUUCGUGAUCUGUUUAAAUUGAUAUGUAAUGUUAUUAUCACUGGCAAGUCUUAGCAGUGACACUGAUAGCCACACAGUGAACAUGGCCAAACUUACCGUGUGGAGACUGGGCACUAGUCAGUAUUAUGUACACGUAAAACUAUUUUGAAUAGUGUAACAACAACUAAACAUUACCAAAUUAAAAACUUAAAAAUUUGAAGCAAAUGUUUUUAGCUAAAUCAAACAAGAAAAGUUCUCACCACAGGGCACCCAAUCUGCUAGUAUAGGUGAAAGUUAACCCCCCCCCCCUUUUUAUCUGUGAUUAGGACCAUUUGUAACGGGCACCCCCUCCAGUAUUAAUCGGCAGGUGCUAAGGAAGUUCUGUGCCAAAUUUGACACUUUUGUCACGUCUGUAACGAUCCGGCCUAUAUUUUGCACUAAGAGACCUGACUAUUAGGGUCCCAUGCUCGCAUCAAUCCAUUUUCGUAAGCUACGGUUUCUCGUCCUCAACACGAGUAAAGAUUGGUUGAGUUCGCAUCUGAUUUUUCUUUUUAAAUAACAGAUGGUCAACGUAUUCCAGAAACAGUGCGCCGCAAAGGGGACAUCAGUAAGAUGGGUGACCACAAAUUGAGCAAACUCGUGCUAAAUUGUAUUGAAGACCACAGCGACCGGAGGCCAAACGCCGAGGAAGUUGUCAACCGUCUUCAAAGAGAGCUGUCAAAACUUCAUAAAAAGGAGGAAAUUUUUCGACGAUCAAAGCCUCACUCGCCUCCAAAGUUAAAAGUUAUAGCCCUUGGAGCGUCUGGUACCGGAAAGACUUGUGUUAUCAAGCGAUUUGUGAACAGCAGCUACCCCCAGAAUGUGUGCGAAACCGAAACCUAUACCGUUGGACAAGAAUUCUACUGGAAAGACAUCAGUUUGGGUGGUAAGGACUACCGUUUGGAGAUUACUGACACCGCUGGACAGGAAAAGUAUCAUAGUAUUCCUAAAAGUCUCGCACGGAACGUAGAAGGCAUCUUACUCGUGUUCGACAUACAAAUAAGAGACUCUUUGCUAGAAGGCAUCCCAAAGAUGCUAAAGCUCCUUGACGCUGACAAAGCCGAUACCACGAGCAUUAUUUUGGUUGGAAACAAAGUUGAUGCAAAAGUUCGUCAAGUUACCAGUUUAGAGGCAGAGCAAUAUGCUAGGAAACUUGGAGUGCAUUACAUCGAAACGAGCGCAAAAACUGGCGAAAACGUCCAAAAAUUGUUUGAAGAGAUGACAAGAGAGAUCUAUGAGACUCUGGACUUGUCAGACAUAGACGUUUUCGUUCCAAGUGCAGGUGACGUUCGUAUACAUCUCCAAGAUGAUGCUCCUCGUAAUAAAAACAUCUGUGAAAAAUUACGUGACUGGAUGUGUGGGUGAGCAAAGACACGAGCUAGCCAUAAUUGGCCACUGCAGUUGAGUAGAACCCCGUUAACUCGAACUCCCCGCUAGCUCGAUUUAAGUCCCAUUUCCCUUGGAUUUCACUCCGUUUUUCAGUCAUUUUUACCCAGUUAACUGGAACUCGGAUAACUCGAAUUCCCGCUGACUGGAACUAAAUGUCAUUUCCCUUGAUAGAAAAUUCACUGAAUUUGUACUGCACUAUAUACUGAAGUGCUGACAAAAUAAAUUUUUAAUAUGGUAAAUUGAAUUUUGCGAUCGACCCCGCUAACUCGAACUGUUUUUAGUUCCCUUCAGAGAUCGAGUUACCG